Trichoderma gamsii is the source of this 1323-nucleotide messenger RNA. RefSeq names its product basic region leucine zipper. Gene Ontology annotation, molecular function: DNA-binding transcription factor activity, RNA polymerase II-specific. The record is from RefSeq and is a predicted model, not a curated record. The coding region runs from base 1 to 1323 and encodes 440 amino acids. Lineage: Eukaryota; Fungi; Ascomycota; Sordariomycetes; Hypocreales; Hypocreaceae. Gene Ontology annotation, biological process: positive regulation of transcription by RNA polymerase II. The transcript is spliced from 3 exons.
AUGGCGUUCCAGCAGUCGUCUCCGCUCAUCAAGUUCGAGGCGUCUCCCGCCGAGUCCUUUCUGUCAGCUCCCGGCGACAACUUCUCCUCCCUCUUCGCCGUCUCAACACCUUCCUCAGCCACCACCAUGGAUCCCAUGGAGAUGAUGACGCCACAGUCAUACGCCGACGAGAAGCUCGAGCGCCUGUCGGUGAUUCCCGAGCAGGAGGACAUGGACGAAGACAGAGACCUGGAUGACGCAGCCCCCGAAGAUUCCUCUUCAUCAGAAAAGAAGCCUGUCAAGAAGAGGAAAUCAUGGGGCCAGGUGCUCCCCGAGCCCAAGACCAACCUCCCUCCUAGAAAACGAGCCAAGACUGAAGAUGAAAAGGAACAGCGUCGCGUGGAGCGUGUUCUCCGGAACCGCCGCGCUGCUCAGUCAUCACGAGAGAGGAAGAGGCUCGAGGUCGAGGCCCUCGAGAAGCGCAACAAGGAGCUGGAGACGCUCCUGAUCAACGCCCAAAAGACCAACCUGAUCCUCGUCGAGGAGCUCAACCGCUUCCGACGAAGCUCAGGCGUCGUCACCCGUUCUUCUUCCCCCCUAGACUCCCUCCAAGACAGCAUCACAUUGUCACAACAGCUCUUUGGCCCCCAAGACGGCCAAAAGGUCGACUCUACCAAGCAGUCCUUGAUGGACCAGAUGAUGAGGUCCGCGACAAACCCCACCGUGAACCCCGCCUCUCUCUCUCCCGAACUCAACCCCAUCCCCGACUCCGCCAACGAAGACUAUGAAGAAUUCGCCUCGGAAGAGACCAAGGAGGAACAGACUCAAGACCAAAUCGAGCAGACCAGCCAACAGCUGACUGUCAGCCUCUCCACUGAUUCGACACAACGUCCUGCAGAGAUGUUGUGCGACCUGCCGUACUCCGACGCCCACUGCCUUGGCCUGGGCUCUGUACCUUCGGAUGAUGGUCCUUUCAGCCUCGGCUCUUCUUUCAGCAUGUCAGCGGCCCUUGAUGCAGAUCGCUAUGUCCUCGAAAGCGGGCUUCUCGCUUCUCCCAACUCCUCAACUCUUGACGACGAUUAUCUGGCUGGUGACUCUGCCGCCUGCUUCCAAGAUCAACCUCCCUACGACUUCUUCGACAUCAACGACUUCCUCAACGACGACGCAAACAACGUCGCCUCCGACAUUGUGGCAGCGAGCAACUAUGCCGCUGCGGACCACGAGCUCGACCUCGAGAUCCACGACCCUGAGACUCAAAUCUCUUCGGACUAUCCUAUCCAGCAGCCCCAGUCUGGCGCGUCCUCUCUUGGAUGCGACGAUGGCGGCAUUGCGGUUGGUGUCUGA